Messenger RNA from Pelobates cultripes (western spadefoot toad), 505 nucleotides. NCBI's taxonomy places the organism in Eukaryota, Metazoa, Chordata, Amphibia, Anura, Pelobatidae. The record is from the annotation of a GenBank genome assembly.
AUGGUAGAAAGCCAGCGUGUGUUGGAUGCAAUUGAAGAGAUCGGGGAAGUUGCCAAAAAACUGAUGGAUCCUGAGAUGCAAAAGGUCUAUUUCAUGAUUUUGGAUAAAAUAAAGACCAAAAUCAGAGCAUCCCCUCUGGAUCAAGUUCAGCUGUCUCAUGCACAUGAUCUUCUGGACACUAUCACCCGGAACCUUAGAGGUGGAAAAAUUAGAACGGAUCACAUCCGAUAUUUUCUGUAUUUCGCGCAAUCUGACAAACUGGAUAGACUGCUUGCUACAUGGGACCAACAGCUCCUGAAGAGAACGUAAUGUCAGACACUUUGUAAACUCUUGAAGAGUGGUGUGUGGGUUUUUUGUUUUUUGUUUUUUUAUUCCCCCUCCCUACAUCCUAAAUGAUUUUAAUCAUGAGACAAAUGAAAGGACUUCUUUAAACUCUUAAAUGUGAGUUAAUUGUUUCCUGAAUAUACAUCCAAUGUUCUACUUAUACAUUUGAAUAGAUUCUGAG